GCCUGGGCUCAGAGCUCUCAAACAUCCACGAUGGCCUUCCCCAGCCCAGUGCGACCCUCUGUUAUCCCAGAGAAUGAAGAAAUCCCCUGGACAGCCCUUAACAGUGCCGACGGGGCUAACGGGAAUGAAAGCGAGAGGGCCGUGUCCAAAGUGCAGCGCAGGCACAGUGACGUCCAAGUCUACAAGGAGUUCUGUGACUUCUAUGCGAAAUUCAAUAUGGCCAAUGCCCUGGCCAGUGCCACGUGCGAGCGCUGCAGAGGGGGCUUUGCGCCUGCUGAGAAGAUAGUGAACAGCAACGGGGAGCUGUACCACGAGCAGUGCUUCGUGUGCGCUCAGUGCUUCCAGCAGUUCCCAGAGGGACUCUUCUAUGAGUUUGAAGGAAGGAAGUACUGUGAACAUGAUUUUCAGAUGCUCUUUGCUCCUUGUUGUCAUCAGUGUGGUGAAUUCAUCAUUGGCCGAGUUAUCAAAGCCAUGAAUAACAGCUGGCAUCCUGAGUGCUUCCGCUGUGACCUCUGCCAGGAAGUUCUGGCAGACAUUGGGUUUGUCAAGAAUGCCGGGAGACACCUCUGCCGCCCCUGUCACAACCGUGAGAAAGCCAGAGGCCUGGGGAAGUACAUCUGUCAGAAGUGCCAUGCCAUCAUCGAUGAACAGCCUCUGAUAUUCAAGAACGACCCUUACCAUCCGGACCAUUUCAACUGUGCCAAUUGCGGGAAGGAGCUGACUGCUGAUGCUCGGGAGCUGAAAGGGGAACUGUACUGCUUGCCGUGCCAUGAUAAGAUGGGGGUCCCCAUCUGUGGUGCUUGCCGACGACCCAUCGAAGGGCGUGUGGUAAAUGCCAUGGGCAAGCAGUGGCAUGUGGAGCAUUUUGUUUGUGCCAAGUGUGAAAAACCAUUUCUUGGACAUCGCCAUUAUGAGAGGAAGGGGCUGGCAUAUUGUGAAACCCACUAUAACCAGCUAUUUGGUGAUGUUUGUUUCCACUGCAACCGUGUUAUAGAAGGUGAUGUGGUCUCUGCUCUUAAUAAGGCCUGGUGUGUGAACUGCUUUGCCUGUUCUACCUGCAACACUAAAUUAACACUCAAGAACAAAUUUGUGGAGUUUGACAUGAAGCCAGUCUGUAAGAAGUGCUAUGAGAAAUUUCCAUUGGAGCUGAAGAAAAGACUUAAGAAACUAGCUGAGACCUUAGGAAGGAAGUAACUUCCUUUAUUUUAUUUUUUUUCUUCUAUGCAAAGAUAAGAGAUUACCAACAUGACUUGAUUGACCUUAUUUAAAGCUAUAUUUCAAAGCAGUUAAGAGUGAAGAGGACCUGUAUGAAUAGUUUUCUUCAACUACUUUUUCUCAUUAAAAAGAAGAAAAAUUUGUAUGUUCAUAUUUAAAACACAGAUGAAACCAAGAUAUGCUUUUAUUAACCCAUAUCAAUUUAUUGACAUAUACACUAUAUAGCAAAAAAUACAUGGCUAAAUGUUAAAUUUUAAUUAAGGCUCUAAAAUUUAAAUAUAACUUCUUAAAAUGAAAGAAGCCACCUUUUACAUGACUCAUAUAAUAACGGUAUAAACAUUAGUUUACUUUGUAGUCAAAAGAAAAUUAUUUACAACAGCUGUUGGUGGAAGAUAUCAGGAAGAAAAAUGACCAACCAA
Molecule: messenger RNA, 1634 nt
Organism: Galeopterus variegatus (Sunda flying lemur)
Lineage: Eukaryota; Metazoa; Chordata; Mammalia; Dermoptera; Cynocephalidae
Product: LIM and senescent cell antigen-like-containing domain protein 1
Exons: 10
Coding region: 31-1194 (387 amino acids)
Biological process (GO): positive regulation of integrin-mediated signaling pathway; cell-cell adhesion; cell-cell junction organization
Cellular component (GO): cytoplasm; cell-cell junction; focal adhesion
Source: RefSeq, a predicted model, not a curated record